AUGGAAAAACUACCACCUAGCUACAGAAAGGAAUCUGACGAAGAGACGCCUGCAGUAGAAGCUGCUCAUACUCUGUAUGAUUAUGCCCAGAAUUAUUAUGAGCCCGAAAGCAUCGGUAUUAUCAGCUUCUGCCAUACUAUUGGAUAUAAUCAAGAUUUCAUAGCUUUGAUUGAUUUAAACGAGAGUAACUUAACUUAUGGCCAAAUUAUUAACAAAAUAACUUUGGGGAAAGGAGAGGAGAUAGGUCGAAUGAACUGGGCUCGCUCAGCAACGAGUCUGUCUGAUGUAACUUCGGUGGAAAGAACACAUCUGAUUGUUCCGUGUAUGAACUCUAAUCGCAUUUAUGUUGUUGAAGUUUUCAGAAAAACAUUACGUAUAGCUAAGGUCAUACGGAGUAGUGAGCUUCUCAGUCGCGAUGUUUCUACUCCAUACUCUGUUCACACUUUACCCAUAAAUGGAGCUCCAGUUCAUAUUUCAACUAUGGGGGAUCGUGAAGGACAUGCCAAAGGAGAUUUUGUGCUACUUGAUAAGAAGACCUUUGACAUCCGAACCAGGAAGAAAACAGACACUUUCAGUGGUUAUGGAGGAGAUUUUUGCCUUCAAACUCGUCACAACGUCCUUAUAAGCUGUGAGUGGGGACACCCAAGAAUAUUCCGAAAUGGUUUAUCAGUUGACGAUCUUGAAAAUGUUUCAACAAGUUUCGGUACUUCUAUACACAUAUGGCAAAUAGCCCCAGGGGUUCUCAAGCAAACAAUUGAGUUAGACCCCAGAUACGCACAGUUCACAACUUCUGUGCGAUUUUUGCAUAAUGCAGAUUGUAAUCAUGCUUUCGUAUGUUCAGCACUAGGUGGAAGUAUUUUUCAUUUACACAUGGAGUCUGUUACUGGACGAUGGUCAGCUGAUCAUAUCCUCACGUUCCCUCCAUAUAAAGUAACUAAUUGGAUCAGUAAUGAAAUACCUGCAAUGCUUACUGAUAGUGUUAUUUCGCUGGAUGAUCGCUGGCUCUAUGUCGCCGGGUGGUUACAUGGGUACAUUUGGCGUUUCGACAUAUCAGAUCCUUUUAGGAUUACAUUAUCAUGCAAGAUCCAUGUGGGGGGAAUAUUGGCUAGUCAACCAGGAAUCAGUUUUCAGCCGGAACAUAAUCAUUUAGAGAUCGAGAAGAGUAAUAAUGAAGCUCCUGGUUUUAGAGGUGGACCAGGAAGCUUGCAGCUCAGCUUAGAUGGACGUCGUCUAUAUGUUUCCAAUUCGGCCUACAAAGUGUGGGAUGCUCAGUUUUAUCCGGAGCUCUCAAGUAUUGGAGGACAGAUUUUACGCAUUGACAUUGGUAUCAAUGAGAUGACCAUCAAUAAGAAUUUUAAACUGGAUUUAGCUAAAAUGGCAGGAGGUCCUUACGUGGCCCGAGAAAUACAUUUUGGUUCCGGUGAUUGUACUUCUGAUAGCUUUCAUUGA
Messenger RNA from Auanema sp. JU1783, 1449 nucleotides. NCBI's taxonomy places the organism in Eukaryota, Metazoa, Nematoda, Chromadorea, Rhabditida, Rhabditidae. The record is from the annotation of a GenBank genome assembly.